GUUACUCAAGAGAGUUUACGGCUCUUACCUCGUGGCUCCUGAGGAUGGGUACAAUGUAUCUCUGCUGUUUGAUCUGGAAAAUAUUCCAGCCAACAAGGACGAAUUGGUGCACCAAGCUGGCAUGCUGAAAAGGAAUUGCUUCGCCUCUGUCUUUGAGAAGUACUUUAACUUCCAGGCAGAGGGCAAGGAAGGAGAGAAACGCGCACUGAUCCACUACCGUGAUGAUGAGACUAUGUACGUGGAGGCAAAAAAGGAUCGAGUGACGGUGGUCUUCAGCACAGUAUUCAAGGAUGACGAUGAUGUUGUGAUUGGGAAGGUCUUCAUGCAGGAAUUCAAAGAAGGUCGGAGAGCCAGUCACACUGCUCCCCAAGUGCUGUUCAGUCACAGAGAACCUCCUCUGGAGCUGAAGGACACUGAUGCAGCAGUGGGUGACAACAUUGGCUACAUCACUUUUGUGCUGUUUCCUCGACACACCAAUCCAAACACUCGUGACAAUACCAUCAACCUGAUCCACACCUUCAGGGAUUAUCUGCAUUACCACAUUAAGUGUUCCAAGGCUUAUAUCCAUACUCGUAUGAGGGCCAAGACCUCAGACUUCCUGAAAGUGCUGAACCGUGCACGGCCAGAAACUGAGAAAAAGGAGAUGAAGACAAUGUCGGGGAAGACAUUUUCAGCCCGAUAAUAAAUCUUUGGGCCGAUGAGCCUGAAGCUGAUACUUGUGCAGAUCUCCAGCAUGGGGUCAGAGGGAGCCCUGUCGGGGGCAAACCGGGAAUUUUUUCUGAUUAUGGGAGCUGGUUCCCAGCAGAGCUUUGCUUGCAGUUAACUCCUGUCGUCUUUGGUGCCUAGGCAGACUCAUGAUUGACAAAUUUUUCCACCUUUCAUCUACUUCUCUUCUCCUUAUCCAUUACUGUUAUGCUGUUGCUUCCCAUGGCCAUUAACACUGAAUACAGGAUUUGACUCACCAGGGAUGGUGCGCCUGCAAAAGUGGCAGAAACUGUAAGCACGUCCAAAAGAAUAAAUCUUUUAUAUGACA
Rhincodon typus (whale shark) is the source of this 1033-nucleotide messenger RNA. It is a transcript of the gene arpc2, whose product is annotated as actin related protein 2/3 complex, subunit 2. The transcript is spliced from 7 exons. The record is from RefSeq and is a predicted model, not a curated record. Gene Ontology annotation, cellular component: actin cytoskeleton; Arp2/3 protein complex. Gene Ontology annotation, molecular function: structural constituent of cytoskeleton; actin filament binding. Gene Ontology annotation, biological process: actin filament polymerization; Arp2/3 complex-mediated actin nucleation. Lineage: Eukaryota; Metazoa; Chordata; Chondrichthyes; Orectolobiformes; Rhincodontidae. Bases 122 to 682 code for a protein of 186 amino acids.